AUGCCCUCCCUUCCUUCCUCGGCAGCUCUCGCUCAGAGAUUCCCCCUCCGUCUCGCUCCCGCUGUUGCCCUUCUCGUGCGUGCUCGAUCUGCUCUGCUUCCGUCCCGCUGGGAGCUUUUCCCCGGGCUUGGAGCCAUCUGCUUGUCCUCGUGUUCCCCUGCCCGCCCACGCCCUCUCACCCGCACCCUGUCCAAAAAGUUUCAAUCUUGGAGCCACCCUCUUAUUGUUAUCCCCCCUACUCCUCCUCCUCCUCCUCCUCCCCAUCUCUCUCCUCUCUCAUCCAGCCACGCUUCCCCCUCGUUUGCUUGGCCCUUGCUGUCCUCCGCAACCGCGGCUCCAAUAAAAGCUCCUGCGCCGCAGCCGUCUCCACUUCAGUCGCCCACCUCCUGUGCGGCAAGCGGGAUUGAAUUUUGGCUGGAGCCUUCAGGUUCUGGAGGCGCGCGCCGGGUGAUUCCUCCAUUCUCGAAAGCUUCCGCCGUCUCGGAGGUGAUGGAGGGCCGGGGGAGGCGGCCGCGGAGCCCGGAGCGGCAGAGGCCGCCGGCGAGGAAGGUGCCGGUGGUGUACUACCUCACGCGGAGCCGCCACCUCGAGCACCCGCACUUCGUCGAGGUGCCGGCGCCCUCCUCCUCCGAGGGGCUCUACCUCAGAGAUGUGAUUCGGCACCUCAACAUGGUGCGCGGCAAGGGCAUGGCCUCCAUGUACUCCUGGUCCUGCAAGAGGAGCUACAAGAACGGAUUCGUGUGGCAUGAUCUCGCCGAGGACGACCUCGUCCUCCCUGCCACCGACGGCGAGUACGUGAUCAAGGGCUCCGAGAUCCUGGACCAACCUUCUUCAGGUCAAUUUCACCAUGGCAGUAAUGGCAACCAGAAGCAGCAGAGCAGGCAGAAAGAGGGUAGUACAAGGUUGCCUCGGUCAAGGGAGGCCUCCUUCUCCUCCUCCCCACCUAGUGUGACAGUUAGAGAAGCCAAGCCUCGGCGCGUGCCUUCGGUGCCUUCGCGAGAGGAGGACGACUCCCCCUCGCCGUGCCGGGGCACCUCCUCGGAGACAAUGUCGCCGGAAUCGGAGCCUCAGAGGACUGUCAUGUCACGGCCGACGCCGGCAGAAUUCAGGGUUUUCAAGCCCACCGGUUUGAUGGAUGCCGCAACUCAAACCGAUGAUCUCGGGAGAAGGUCGGCUCGGAGAGUACCUGAGAUGCAUAAGAAGAGCCUGAGCACUGAUCAUGACGUCCGUGAGGUCACCGAGUACCGGCAGCAGAGCCAUCCUCGCCGGUCGGCCGAGCUCCAGGGGAUCUCCAGGGAUGUCAUGUCCCACUGUGCCACCCCACUGAGCAUGGCUUCAACCCAUGGAAAGUCCGAGAGCUUGGAGUCGUUGAUACGAGCCGACAACGCGUCAGCCAACAGCUUCAGGAUCCUGGAAGAGGACGACAUUGUCGUGCCGACCUGCCCGAAGCUGAGGCCGGCGAAUGUGCUGAUGCAGCUCAUCACCUGUGAUUCACUUUCAGUCAAGGAUCAUGACAACAUUGGGCUUGUUGGGGCUUACAAGCCAAGGUUCCCAAACUUGAAGUUCCCAUCGCCGCUGAUUUCUCGCUCCAUGAUGAUGGGUGAGCUCGAUUACCUAUCAGAGAACCCCAGAUUCAUUGGGACACGGAUUGAAGAUAAGGAGUAUUUUAGUGGGAGCAUUAUUGAGACCAAGACGCAGAGAGACGUUCCCACCGAGAGGCACUCGGUGCUUAAGCGGUCUUCUUCCUACAAUGCAGAAAGGGGCGGCGAGAACCUCUGCGACUGCGCGGGGCCCGACGAAGAAGAGAUGGUACCGCGCUCGAGGUGCCUGCCCCGGACGCCGAUACUGUCAUCCUUGCUGCACCCGAAGAGUGAGAUGCAGAAGUCCCCGGUGUCGGACUGCCGGAGGAGCUCCUCGGCCGGGCCGGACUCGAUAGACGGCGGGAGCAGGCGGUUCACCGACGCGUCGUCGAGGGUAGAGUCCUUCAGGAAGGAGAACAAGGAGAAGCUCGUCAAGAUCGAGGAAAGUUAA
Triticum turgidum subsp. durum (durum wheat) is the source of this 2031-nucleotide messenger RNA. The record is from the annotation of a GenBank genome assembly. Lineage: Eukaryota; Viridiplantae; Streptophyta; Magnoliopsida; Poales; Poaceae.